AUGAGGAAACUACUGGUAGUGAGCGUCUUCCUGGCGCUAGUCUGUGUUCCUGAUAUUAAUGGCGAUGUCACAACAACAGCAAAACCCAAACAACAGAAUCAGAAUUAUUUGUCUUUGUUUGAAAAGGGGAUAGAGACACUACUUAACAGUAAUAUAUCUACAUCACAAGGUUUUUCACAGCUUUCUAACCUUGUUUCUCUCUUUCCCACGCCAACAGUACAAGACGUUCUGAAGCUACUCAAGGACUUAAAUGUGUCGAUUCCAUCAGCAUCACAAGCCACAGGAGCUUCGCAGCUUACCAAAAACUUGCAAGCAGUGGGACAAUCUUUAGCGUCUAGCUACAAUGUGAGUCAGGGCUAUUACAAAUAUCUAAGUCCAGCGUGUAACGUUGCCAUGGGAACGUUUGGUUCACAGCUACUAGCCGGAAAGCAGUGGGCUUUAAACAUGCUAGACUCCUGGGGGAAACCUCACUCAGGAAUAACACAAGGAAACAUUAAAUGGUACGGGAUGUAUGACGAGUGUAUGGACAUCGUUGCUGAAGUCAAUGGAGACAUUGCAUUUGAAACCAACUAUUGCGGCGCUUAUAUUCACACGCCUAUCACGGGUCCAACUGGAGAUGUGGAACUUAUUAUGAGGGUAUGCCUGCCGUCAGUCUGUACAGGAGGAGACCCUAGCCUCAUUGCCAAUGCGUUUCUAGCCUACAUACCGGUUACCCCGAAACUUACAGUGGACUAUGCCUGGUGUCAGACGGAACCAGAGUACGACCUCAGAACAACAAUAACAAUAUGUGUCUGUGGUGCAUUCCUCGCUCUUAUGACACUGGCAACGCUCUUCGACGUGUUCGUCGUUGGUCCAGCACGAAAGAAAACAAGUAAAAUAUCAAAUGACCAGGCAAAAUGUGAAACUACGUCUUAUCCUAACCACGAAACUGGUGAAGAUAAAAACAUCGAGGCUGUGAAAGUAGACAUAACCAACACACCUUCAGUCAUUCAAACAAUGAAUUACAAGCCAACAGUUACACCCAGAUAUACAGGCGUGCUCUCCAAAAUGCUCCUGUCGUUUUCGGUAUGGACGAAUGGACGGAAAUUGUUGAGUGCGGAACAGACAGGAGGAACGAUGGGAGCCAUCAAUGGUAUCCGAUUCCUGAGCAUGUCGUGGGUUAUUUUGGGACAUACCUACAUAUUCAGUCUCAUGCAGGGAAGCCUAUUGAAUGCCUUUCCAUUUGGAGCAAAAAUGAUUAAAAGGAGAAGUUUCAUGGCUAUUACGAACGGUUUGCUCUCUGUGGACACAUUCUUCACAAUGAGCGGCCUGUUGUUGAGCUACGUGUUCAUGAAGGAGAUGAAGAGGGAGAGAGGUCGUAUUAACUGGUUCAUGUUCUACUUCCACAGGUUCUGGAGACUGACGCCUCCUUACAUGCUGGUGAUGAUGUUAGACAUCGUGGUUUUCCGUUACCUUGGUGACGGCCCAGAGUGGUCACCCACUGGUCUGGAAACCGACUACUGUAAGGAAUCAUGGUGGACUAACCUUCUCUACGUCAACAAUUUUGUGAAGACGGAUAAAACGUGCUUCGGCUGGUCUUGGUAUCUCGCUAAUGAUAUGCAGUUUUACGUCGCGAGUCCACUUAUACUCGUCCCGUUAUAUUUCUCUAAGAAGAUCGGAAGUGUCAUUGUCGCUAUUUUUCUGUUGGGAACAACCAUAGUGAGUGGAAUAGUGUCAAAACACUUUGAACUUCCUUCUACACAAUAUUCAACCGUACAUAAUCCACACAGCGAUGAUUAUUUCAACAAUUAUUACAUCAAACCUUACUGUCGAAUGGGACCCUAUCUCGUCGGCUUAAUCACCGGCUACAUCCUGUACAGGACCAAAGGCAAAUACAAAAUCGCGCCGCCAGUGAAUAUAGCAAUAUGGAUUGUGAUGACGAUAAUUGGUUGUCUGGUUACUUAUGGUAUCUAUGAGGAGGCUAACGGGAACUGGAUGAGUGUUGAUGUUGCCGCCCUUUACAACGCCGUUCACAAACCGUUGUGGGGGGUAUGUGUGUCGUGGGUCAUCUUCGCAUGCGUAACCGGAAAUGGUGGAUUUAUUAACACCAUCUUGUCCUGGAGUCCAUUCAUCCCUCUCGGGCGGCUGUCGUACUGUGCUUACCUCGUCCAUCCGAUCGUUAUAUUUGUGUACAUGAGAUCCCUGAAACAGACUGUGUAUGCAACUGAUUUUGUUAUGAUCUACCUUUUCCUUGGUCAUCUCGUGACAUCCUACGCUGUUGCCUUUGUCGUGUCUCUUGCCUUCGAGUCCCCCAUGAUGGGGCUAGAAAAGGCUAUCUUUCGGCGAGGUGAAAAGAAAAAAUGA
Messenger RNA from Ylistrum balloti, 2343 nucleotides. RefSeq names its product nose resistant to fluoxetine protein 6-like. The transcript has 15 exons. Lineage: Eukaryota; Metazoa; Mollusca; Bivalvia; Pectinida; Pectinidae. The coding region runs from base 1 to 2343 and encodes 780 amino acids. Gene Ontology annotation, molecular function: acyltransferase activity, transferring groups other than amino-acyl groups. The record is from RefSeq and is a predicted model, not a curated record.